Molecule: messenger RNA, 1716 nt
Organism: Rhinopithecus roxellana (golden snub-nosed monkey)
Lineage: Eukaryota; Metazoa; Chordata; Mammalia; Primates; Cercopithecidae
Gene: AUH
Product: AU RNA binding methylglutaconyl-CoA hydratase
Exons: 11
Coding region: 478-1170 (230 amino acids)
Biological process (GO): fatty acid beta-oxidation
Cellular component (GO): mitochondrion
Molecular function (GO): enoyl-CoA hydratase activity
Source: RefSeq, a predicted model, not a curated record
CGCCGUGCGCGUGCGCGCUGCAGGUCGGCGCCGGGCGGGGGCGGAGCGGCAGUCGCAGGCCCACGCCGUAAACAGACAACAUGGCGGCCGCGGUGGCGGCGGCACCUGGGGCCUUGGGAUCCCUGCAUGCUGGCUGUGCUCGCCUGGUGGCCGCUUGCAGUGCGCGGCUGUGCCCGGGGUUGAGGCUGCCCCGCUCGUUGGCAGGCCGGCGGGUGGGCCCGGCGAUCUGGGCCCAGGGCUGGGUGCCUGCGGCCGGUGGUCCCGCCCCGAAAAGGGGCUACAGCUCUGAGAUGAAGACCGAGGACGAGCUGCGGGUGCGGCACCUGGAGGAGGAGAACCGAGACAGAGACAAGAACAUGGUCAAAGGCAUGGAGAUGUGAACAUGUGUGGUGUAUUUGGGACGUAACAUAAGGAAUUGUGGUGCUUGGAAUAAACAGAGCUUAUGGCAAAAAUGCACUCAGUAAAAAUCUUAUAAAAAUGCUAUCAAAAGCUGUGGAUGCUUUGAAAUCUGAUAAGAAAGUACGGACCAUAAUAAUCAGGAGUGAAGUCCCAGGGAUAUUCUGUGCUGGUGCUGACCUUAAGGAAAGAGCCAAAAUGAGUUCCAGUGAAGUUGGUCCUUUUGUCUCCAAAAUAAGAGCAGUGAUUAAUGAUAUUGCUAAUCUUCCAGUACCAACAAUUGCAGCAAUAGAUGGACUCGCUUUAGGUGGUGGUCUUGAACUGGCUUUAGCUUGUGAUAUACGAGUAGCAGCUUCCUCUGCAAAAAUGGGCCUGGUUGAAACAAAACUGGCAAUUAUUCCUGGUGGAGGGGGAACACAGCGAUUGCCACGCGCCAUUGGAAUGUCCCUGGCCAAGGAGCUCAUAUUCUCUGCGCGAGUCCUCGAUGGCCAAGAAGCCAAAGCAGUGGGCUUAAUCAGCCACGUUCUGGAACAGAACCAGGAGGGAGAUGCUGCCUACAGAAAGGCCCUGGACCUGGCCAGAGAGUUUUUACCUCAGGGACCUGUUGCAAUGAGAGUGGCAAAAUUAGCAAUUAAUCAAGGGAUGGAGGUCGAUUUAGUAACAGGGUUAGCCAUAGAAGAAGCUUGUUAUGCUCAGACCAUUCCAACGAAAGACAGACUUGAAGGUCUUCUUGCUUUUAAAGAGAAAAGGCCCCCUCGCUAUAAAGGAGAAUAAAAGGAAGAGAAAUUCUUAAGAUACCAAUGUAAUAAAUGUACUUCUGGAAGUGUCUUUCGGGUCCACUGUAUGCCUCAGCACAUAGAAUCUCAAUGACCAAAGUGAAGAGCAAAUUAUUCAUAUAGUGUAGUAAGAACCGGAAUGGACCCAUCCGUGUACUUCAUUCAAAUGUGUAAAUGUCAUACUCAUUUCAGAUUUGUAAAGCUAGUAGUGUAUAUUGUCAGAAACAGAAUCAAAGUUAGAUAUACAUUUUAAAAUAUUUACUGCAUAUGCGGCUUUCUGUUCCUAAUUUUUUAAUGUGAUAAUUUAUAUAUUGCACAUUCUAGGGGAUAAUAUUGAUUGUAUGUCUACUGUGCUGCAUUAAGAAAAUAAAAUUUCUAUAUACCAAAAAUGUGAAGGUAUACCAAAUGAAGUUUCUAAGUAAUUAAUGCAUAUGAACAGAUACAUAUAAAUCUACAUAUAUCUAAACCUGAAAAAUGAACUGAUAGAUACUCUGAGUGAAAACUACCUAAUACAAAUAAAAUCAGUGAAAAGAAAACAUGGGAA